Molecule: messenger RNA, 1668 nt
Organism: Phalacrocorax carbo (great cormorant)
Lineage: Eukaryota; Metazoa; Chordata; Aves; Suliformes; Phalacrocoracidae
Source: RefSeq, a predicted model, not a curated record
GGUGGGGCUGGACCUGUGCCAACAAGGUCCUGUGUUUAUGCCACUGGUUCCAGGUCCAGCUGGGUGCAUUCAGGAACCCACUGCCUGGCUCCUGGGGACACGGUGGCCCAUGGCAUCCCCAGUGUCAGCAAUGGGAUGUCGCAGGGGUGGCGGUCACCUGAGGCUGCCUGGCCCCUCCCUGGGCCAGGCACAGCUAUAAAAGCCCAGGGCUGGGCAGAGGGCAGCACACAGGAGCUGGGAGCUGUUGGCAGGCGUGGCAGCAGCAACAAUGGCAACACUCUACCCCUCCCUGGAGGACAUGAAGGGCCACCAGAUCUUGCAGGCGCAGGCAGCUGCUGGGGUGAGGACCCCCGCCACGACGGUGGUCGCAGAGAAGCCGAAGCUCAUUUCGGGCACCGAUAAUGCAGCACCGCCCAUGCUGUACCCCAACCUGGCUGAGCUGGAGAACUACAUGGGGCUCGCUCUCUCCAGUGAAGAAAUCCAGAAGAACCUUCUCCCAGAAGGCAGCACUGCGCUUACCCCCGCCGGGCCAGCCCCGGGCCAGCUGGUUGCCCCCCUGAGCGGCAACAACGCAGGGCUGCGCCGGGCAGAGAUCAAGCCAGGUGUGAGGGAGAUCCACCUCUGCAAGGAUGAGCGGGGCAAGACGGGGCUGCAGCUGAAAAAUGUUGACCAGGGCAUCUUUGUGCAGCUGGUGAAGGCCAACUCGCCGGCAGCGCUGGUGGGGCUGCGCUUCGGUGACCAGAUCCUGCAGAUUGAUGGCAAGAACUGCACAGGCUGGAGCAGCGACAAGGCGCAGCGAGCGCUGAAGAAGGCGUCCCCAGAGAAAAUCAUCAUGGUAGUGCGGGACAGGCCUUUCCAGCGCACUGUCACCGUGCACAAGGACAGCACUGGCAACAUUGGUGUUGUGGUCAAGAAGGGGAAAAUCGUGUCACUGGCCAAGGACAGCUCCGCCGCCCGCAACGGCCUCCUCACCCACCACUACAUCUGUGAGGUGAAUGGCCAGAAUGUCAUUGGCAUGAAGGAUAAGCAGCUCACGGAGGUGCUGGCAGGGGCUGGGAACGUGGUCACGCUGACAAUCAUCCCCACCGUGAUCUACGAGCACAUGGUCAAACGGCUUUCCGCAGGACUUGUGAAGUCAUCCAUGGACCACUCCAUCCCUGACCUCUGAUGUCAUUGCUGCCAUCCUGCCAUCCCGGGGGCCGAUGCCAGGGUGGACAGCCCCUGUGGCCAAGCCUGCACGUGCUCCUGGAAGCCUGGAGGGGCCACUGAAGAUAUCCCCGCAGCAUCCCCAAAAGAAGCAGUUUUAGCACAAAACCCCUCAUCCCUACAAAGGCUGGUGGCUGCAGGGUGGUGCGGGGGGGAACGCCAGCCUGCGAUGUCCCCCAUGUCCCCUCAUCCCUCUCCUCCCUCUCUUCCCUCUCAGCAUGGCAGGGAUGGGGCAUGUGCCUGUCCUGGGGUCCCCAUGUCCUGCUCAGGCCAGCCCCCCCUUGGGGCAGACACCAAAGGCCGGCUCCAGCCAAAGCAGACACAGACCCAGUGACGUUUAUUACAUCCACCACAGACAGCAAGUACAGGACAGGGGAAACAAGAAAAGCGGUGUUACAGCUUUUUAAGUUCUGUAUUUAAAAAAUAUAUAGAUUUGUCUUUCAAAUAUAAUCAUUACAUUUA